Molecule: messenger RNA, 1967 nt
Organism: Cynocephalus volans (Philippine flying lemur)
Lineage: Eukaryota; Metazoa; Chordata; Mammalia; Dermoptera; Cynocephalidae
Gene: RAB8A
Product: RAB8A, member RAS oncogene family
Exons: 8
Coding region: 1-624 (207 amino acids)
Biological process (GO): regulation of exocytosis; protein localization to plasma membrane; Golgi vesicle fusion to target membrane
Cellular component (GO): plasma membrane; trans-Golgi network transport vesicle; endosome
Molecular function (GO): GTPase activity; GTP binding
Source: RefSeq, a predicted model, not a curated record
AUGGCGAAGACCUACGAUUACCUGUUUAAGCUGCUGCUAAUCGGGGACUCGGGGGUAGGGAAGACCUGUGUCCUGUUCCGCUUCUCCGAGGACGCCUUCAACUCCACUUUCAUCUCCACCAUAGGAAUUGACUUUAAAAUUAGGACCAUAGAGCUUGAUGGCAAGAGAAUCAAACUACAGAUAUGGGACACGGCUGGUCAGGAACGGUUUCGGACGAUCACAACAGCCUACUACAGGGGUGCAAUGGGCAUCAUGCUGGUCUAUGACAUCACCAAUGAGAAGUCCUUCGACAACAUCCGGAACUGGAUUCGAAACAUUGAGGAGCACGCCUCUGCAGACGUUGAAAAGAUGAUCCUCGGGAACAAGUGCGACGUGAACGACAAGAGACAAGUUUCCAAGGAACGGGGAGAAAAGCUGGCCCUGGACUAUGGAAUCAAGUUCAUGGAGACCAGCGCCAAGGCCAACAUCAAUGUGGAGAACGCAUUCUUUACUCUCGCCAGAGACAUCAAAGCAAAAAUGGACAAAAAAUUGGAAGGCAACAGCCCCCAGGGGAGCAACCAGGGAGUCAAAAUCACACCCGACCAGCAGAAGAGGAGCAGCUUUUUCCGAUGUGUUCUUCUGUGAGGAACGCCGCCUUACUCUGAGCCCUGCUCAGCCAACUGACUGUGCCUGUUCUGAGUGAGCCCUUCACUCAGCCAGGGGUCCUCCCGCCUCCCACGUCCCACCCAUGCCGUGGCCGCGGGGCCCACGGCCACCAAAAUGCAAUUGAGAAAUUGUUUAUUUUAGUAACUGAAAUUUUUCAACUUGGAGAUGGAAUAAUUUAAGAAUUUGCUAUUUUUCCUGUAACAUCCGCCAAAUGGGCCCACCCACACAUCGAGUAACUAGAGAGAGAGGUGGGCUUGAGGUGUGACUGUCAACAGCAACCAACGUGGCGGGCCUCCGUCUCUGGGCCUUCAAUUCCUUGUCUCGCUGGGACACGAAGCCCCUCCAGAAAGCCUGUCCACAUCCCUCAUCACAGAAGCGAGGUCCCCAAAUGCCAGCGGCAGUUCCAGGAUCCCAGGCUCCCCACCCCAAGCGAGGUGACCAAUCGCCAGGCCAGGAAACAUCUAACCCACAAAUCUGGAAUCCAUAUGCACCUCUUCUCUCAGUUUUGGACAAGUGACCAAAACCAUUUCCCCCCCCACACUCUUUUUAACUGUUAAACCAAAGGGAAGCACAAAUUAAGGAAAUCUUCUCUAAAGAAGCGUGGGGCCACCUCUCCUGACCACAGCCGGAUUCAGGUCUAUCGUCCAGCCAGGCCUCUGCAGUCCCCGUCUGAGUACCGGCGGGAUGGCGUGUGUGCUCCAGGUGACCCCGAAAACACAACCGCCCAUGGGCCUCCCAUAAUUGGGGCACCCUCCUCUCGGCACCAGAACGGCCCCAACACCUCCUCCUCGUUCUGCCGUCUCCAAAUCGGAUGUCCUUUCUAGCUGAGAUUUUUAUUUUUCUAGAUCCUUAGUGCCAUGAAGUGAUUCCAUCUCUGAUUUCCAAUGGCAGACCCAGGUGAUCAGGAACAAGCACAUAAUGCCCCGGGCUGGCUGUGGCCGAGACACGAGGCAGCACCGUCCAUGGGGGCACCAGGCACAGGCCAAGACACGACGCAUUCCAUGGCAAUAGACUGACCGUACAACAGUCUGGGCUGGCCUUUCCCUGUCAUUACUCAGUUCUGUUUUGACAGCUCUGCUCUCCCAUUGACUGCGAUUGGGACCAGGUCACCAGGCUGGAGGGGCGUCACUAGGGAGACUUGUGUGUGUGUGUUUUCUUUUUCCUUUUUUUUUUUUUUUUCUCCCUUUCCCCCAAGCUGCUGUCAGUCCAAGCCAUUGGCAUCAUAGUUCCUUCUUUUCUCAAUUAAAACCAACAUACCAGCAAUAGUCUGCUGUCCCCUGGAAUCUCUAACAUGCUGUUUACAUCGAUACAUGCACUUAAGG